This is a messenger RNA of Penaeus monodon (black tiger shrimp), 643 nucleotides long. Its product is annotated as anti-lipopolysaccharide factor-like. The record is from RefSeq and is a predicted model, not a curated record. The transcript has 3 exons. Lineage: Eukaryota; Metazoa; Arthropoda; Malacostraca; Decapoda; Penaeidae. Bases 74 to 448 code for a protein of 124 amino acids.
CGCUCUAAAUCACACAUUCCCUCACAAAACCACAUACCGUUAAGACCUCAGUCAAACACAUUAAUAAUCUACAAUGGGUUUGAGUUCAACUUUUGUGAGUGCCGUGUUGGUUGUGGCACUGGUGGCACCCUUGACCCCACGAUGCUACGGGUUUGGGUUAAAGGACCUCUUUUUACCCGCCAUCACGGACCAAGUUAAAGAUUUAUGGAGAAACGGAGACGUUGAUCUGGUCGACCACUCGUGCUCAUACAGUGUCAAGCCGGAUAUACAGGGUAUCGAGCUCUAUUUCAUCGGAUCGGUCACGUGCCCGGGCUGGACGACCAUCAGGGGAGAGUCCAACACCCGCAGCAAAUCCGGGGUUUUGAAUGCCGCAAUCAAAGACUUUAUUCAGAAAGCUCUUAAAGCAGGACUGGUCACCGAAGAGGAAGCAAAACCAUAUCUCGUAUAAUGUGAUAGAGAUAGGGAGAAUGGAGUGGGUGGGAGGGAGUCCUUUUCUUUAGAUAUCUUGGUGUGUCUGUUAUGCCUAAUUGAUUCAUAUAUCCAUGACUUGUUGUUAUUUCUGAACUGCUACUGUGAUCUCCAUGCAAAUUUGAUGUAUUUUAUAAACUUUCGAGAAAAUAAAGUGAAUCAUAUAUGUUUUGAA